CAACCCUGACAUUACUCUCAACCACCAGCCCCAACCACUCUUCUACCAUCCACCAGUACACCUUAAAUGUUUUGACCGCACGCCUGAGCUAUAAAUAUCUGUUGUGUCUUGCCUCUUCUUCUUACUCUUCAUUCCUCAUCUUCCUGUCUAUUGUGUCUUGCCUCUUCUUAUUACUCCUCUUUCUACACGAUGGAACAAGACCCAAAUCCAUUCCUCCGCCAUUGCAAAGGUCAAAGCAACAACUCUGGCAGCUCUCGUCCUCUCAUUCCUGGCCCGGCUGGCGCCAUCCAGGCUGCCAUGUAUGCCCGUAGAUCCACCCCUAACACACCACUCAUUCCGACCCAGGAAAUCGUGAGGCGUGUGCUAGAUCAUGGAUCAACCGAAACCGAUCCUGAUUUCAACUCACAUGCUUGGCUAUCAGCCCUGCAAGAGUGGGGAAUAGCCACUCCGCUGGGCUCUCUGACAGCGAACGUUGAGAGGGUGGAGAAUGUUGUUGCUGUUAUCAAAUCUUGCACUCCCAAUGGGUUUGGAGAUGCGAAAGUUACCCUCAAGGACCUCACGGGUGCUGUUGAUGCUAGCAUCCACCGCAAGGCAUUUACUCACAGUGAAUUUGCGAAUGACAUAACUGUUGGAUCUGUUCUCGUUCUCCAAAAGGUUGCUGUGUUUGCACCUAGAGGAACUGUUUGUUAUCUUAAUAUAACAUGAAGGUAUUCCCAAAAGAUUGCGGACCCCAUGACUUCAUCGAUAUCACAGAGGAAUAAUUUUGUUUUCGGUGUUGCUUAUGUUUAAUUUGGUUGUGUAACCGUUUAACUUAUUGUCAUGGAUUACUACAUGCUUUGAAUUAUUUAUAUGUUGUCGUUGUUUCUGUUUUUUUCAUUAUAAGAGUCAUAAUAUUAAGACUAAAAAUAUAACACAUGUAAAUAAAACGAGGCAAGAGUCAUAACAUAACAUAAAAAGUCCUAACAUAUACAUAAUAAUGGAUCCCACAUAACAAGUGUAAUAAAAUCACUCUCCCCGACCCCGCCCCCUGCGACCUCUGGGUCCACGAGCUCGACCUCCACGAACACCCUCUCCAGGAUCACCCUCUCCACGAGCUCUGCCUCCACGAGCUCCGCCUCCACGGGGUCUGCCUCCACGAGCUCUGCCUCCACGAGCUCUGCCUCCCGCAGCUGCGGCUCCUCGAAUAGCAGAAAAGGCAACUCCCUGGGUACCAACGAAGGAAC
Messenger RNA from Lotus japonicus, 1223 nucleotides. RefSeq lists its product as uncharacterized. The coding region runs from base 190 to 705 and encodes 171 amino acids. NCBI's taxonomy places the organism in Eukaryota, Viridiplantae, Streptophyta, Magnoliopsida, Fabales, Fabaceae. The record is from RefSeq and is a predicted model, not a curated record. The transcript is spliced from 3 exons. Gene Ontology annotation, biological process: recombinational repair.